UAGCUAAGCAGCCCUUUUUAAUGAAUAUUUAUAAUUAGGGUGGAUAAAUACCCUGCACAAAGCUGCAGGAGCAGGAGAGAUCCGCUGUGAGUCCGAGCUGAUAAAGAAUUCCGGCUCUCUGGUACCUCCAGCUGUGCCAGGGAGUUCACUCCGGCUGAUUUCGUGCCACCGUGGACUCUCCUCUCCAUGGCCCCCGUGGCUCAGGCCCUGGCCGUGCUGGCAAUGGCCGUGGCCACCGUGGCCAUCCAAGUGGUGCCCCUGGACAUGGCCCAGACGUCCUUUGAUGACCAGUACCUGACCUGCGCCCACGACAUGGCCAAGCAGCUGCCCCAGCUCAACAGCACCGAGUUCCUGCAGAACGCCGAGUUUGCCCAGGCCUGGCCUAAGGCCCGGGCGGCGUGGCAGGCGCGGGGCAGCCCCGUGGCCCCUCUGAGCCAGGCCCAGGCCAUCGCCGUCAUGGCCUACACCAUGAAGGACGUGCACCGGCCGUUCAACGCGGCCGUGCGCGAGGCCGGCGGCUCCCGCCAGCGAUACCACAACAACUUCCACUUCAAAACUCUGCACUUCCUGCUCACGCAGGCCCUGCAGCGCCUGAGGGAGCCCGGCCGCUGCCAGGACGUGUUCCGGGGGGUGAGCGGGCUGCGCUUCCAGGCCAGGGCGGGCGACAGGGUUCGCUUCGGGCAGUUCGCGUCCACGUCGCGGAGCCGCGAGGUGGCGGCGCGGUACGGCACGGACACGCUGUUCCACGUGCACACCUGCCACGGCGCCGACCUGCGCCGCUUCUCGGCCGAGCCCGGCGAGAGGGAGGUGCUGGUGCCGCCCUUCGAGACCUUCGAGGUGGCCGCGGUCACGCGGGACGGGGACACCGUGAGCAUCGAGCUGCACUCCAGCGGGAACUUCAGCAACUACGAGUGCGAGUGGCUGCGAGGUGACGCGGGGGGACGCGGCCCGGGGACGCGGGGACACGGCCAGGUGGGACCUUCCCCAGGACCUCCCCCCACCUCUGGGGGCCUCUCCUGGUCACUGUGGCCAUGACAGUGGUCACCAGAAGCCUCUGAGCCAUGAGGCCACCAAGACCACAGUGACCUCUGAGGCCACUGUGGCCACCAUGAUCACGAGGCCACCAGGACCCCCAGAGAGAUGAGGCCACCAAGGUCACUGUGGCCACUACGGUCACUUUGGCCACCAAGGCCAUUGUGGCCACUAUGGUCACUUUGGCCACUUUGGUCCCUAUGACCACUCUGGGCACUGGAAGCGCCGUGGUCACCAUGGCCACUGUGGCCACCACGAAGCCACGGUGGCCACUGUGAUCACUGUAAUACCGAGGCCACCGUGGUUACCAAGGUGACCGAGGUCACUGUGGCCAUUGUUGCCACCGUGGCCACUGUGAGGAGUGGCCCGUCCAGGGCAGCAGGAGCAGCACAGGGGGGCUGGAGCUGCCAGAACAGAUGGACAGACGGACAGUGCCGGACAGAUGGACAGCAGGGACCGGCCAGCGCCCGGGGCUGGCCGGGCACUUCCCAUGGAGGGGUUUGGGAGUGGCAACGGCACAGACACCUCCUGCAGCUCCUUGGCUACCACCUACAGAUCACUGGCCAUCUCCUACAGAACACUGGCCACUUCCUAUGGCUCACUGACCACCUCCAACAGCUCCUUGGCCACCUCACCUGUGGAUCAGAAAAAUUGCUGCUUGUUCACCUGGAGUAUCAAAUGUUUAUCAAAAUUUGAUCCUUGCUCACCUGGAGUAUCAAAAGUUUAUCAAAAAUUUGAUUUUUCUCA
Molecule: messenger RNA, 1779 nt
Organism: Oenanthe melanoleuca
Lineage: Eukaryota; Metazoa; Chordata; Aves; Passeriformes; Muscicapidae
Product: NAD(P)(+)--arginine ADP-ribosyltransferase 2-like
Exons: 3
Coding region: 187-1035 (282 amino acids)
Molecular function (GO): NAD+ poly-ADP-ribosyltransferase activity; NAD+-protein-arginine ADP-ribosyltransferase activity
Source: RefSeq, a predicted model, not a curated record